GUUUAAAACUGUUAGGUCGCUGCUGCCGGGGAAGCGGCUGCGCUUGCUGUGGUCGCAGGGGGCAACGCCGCGGCAGCCCCGCCGAGGAGCGCGGAUCGGCGGGCACGUUGAUUGAACCAAUGGAUGUGGAAGCCACGGACAGUGAGUGCUGACCCGCUGUGCAUCCUCACCUUCACCCUGUGCUUCGGACAACCUCAUACCCAACACAUCUCACGUUGACUUCAUCGUCCUUCUUCCCAACCUGCUUAUCUUCUUGAACUCGUUGCUUUGUCUUUGUGCAGAAUGUCAUCGGAUGAGGACAAGUCCUCGCUUCUGGUUAUGCCAAAUGGCUCCGAUCAGAGCAGUUCUGUCUCUGCAGACCUUCAGGCAGAGUAUGAAGAACUGCUUCGCUAUGCUAUUGUGACUCCAAAUAGUGAAUCCCGUGCUCCACUGCCGUGCCAUGCCAAGGGAGAAGUUGUCCCCGAUAGACCUCCUACUACAGGAAGUAGCCCUGUGGUAAGAGAAACUGCAAUGGAAGUUGGAAAAGGCUGUGAUGUUAACAUUUCAAGUCGUUCAAAGACAGCGCCGUCUCCAGUGCUGUCGCCCAGGAGGCCGUCGCACCCAGUCAUGGAGUUUUUCAGUUCGCAUCUUUUAAGUGAUUCUCCCGUACCAGCUUCGAAUUCCACCCACGCAGACGCCCAUGAAAUAAUUGUGGGCGAGUAUCUUGUUUCUGACGAAAACCUUCACAAAAUGGAAAAUGUGCUUGAUGUUUGGAGCUCGGGUCUUAAGACAAAUAUCAUAUCUGAACUAAGUAAAUGGAGACUUAAUUUCAUUGACUGGCACCGAAUGGAGAUGAAAAAAGAGAGAGAGAAGCAGGCAGUGCACAUGAAGCAGCUGCUGGACCAGAUCAACGACUUGAAGGAGCUGCAAAAAACCUUCGAAAUUUCCAUUGGGAGAAAAGACGAGGUGAUUUCCAGCUUGUCCCAUGCCAUAGGCAAGCAAAAGGAAAGGAUAGAGUUGAUGAAAACAUUCUUCCACUGGCGCAUUAGCCACGUCAGAUUAAGACAGGACAUAUAUGAAGGCAGACUGGCUGAGCAGUACUUCCAAAGAGCGCUGCUGAAGAAAGUGUGGAGGGGCUGGCGCUCCGUGGUGCAGAGGCGAUGGAAAGAGGUGGUAGAACGGGCGUGUCAAGCGAGAGCCGAAGAAGUAUGCAUCCGGAUUUCCAAUGAUUAUGAAGCAAAAAUGGCUAUGUUAUCUGAAGCUUUAGAAAAUGCCAAAGCAGAGAUUCAAAGGUUGCACCAAGAGAAAGAACACUUUGAGGAUUCCAUGAAGAAAGCCUUCAUGAGAGGGGUGUGUGCAUUAAAUCUCGAAGCCAUGACGAUAUUUCAGAACAAAAACGAUGCAGGGCUAGACUUGCCAAAUCCUAAACAGGACGAGGGUGUCCCUGGCGGCCAAGGAAAGGAAGCUCUGGCUCACCUGGACCUGUCUGCGUCUACAAUGCCCUCAACGGUUCCUUCGCAGCUGCUGCCUUCUGCAGCGACAGCUGGGGUGACCAGCACCACUGCUGUUGCCUCUGCUGCUUCCUUGACUUCCGCGGGAGCCACGUCUGCCUCUUCUGUUCACGUUCCCGUCUCAGUUCUCGGUGCAGGAUCCACAGCUUCUGCUGCCCCAGAAGAAAUGUACGUACCAAGAGUUGUAACUUCAGCACAACAAAAACCUGGAAGAACAAUUACAGCCCGGAUUACAGGAAGAUGUGAUUUUGCUUCAAAAAAUAGAAUUAAUAGCAGUUUAGCUAUAAUGGGAGUGUCUCCUCCCAUGAGCUCAGUUGUUGUGGAAAAACAUCAUCCAGUCACAGUGCAAACCAUUCCUCAAGCAGCUGCUGCCAAAUAUCCACGGACCAUUCAUCCUGAAAGUAGUACAUCGGCUUCCAGAUCUCUCGGAACCAGGUCUACCCACACCCAGUCUCUCACAAGCAUUCAGUCCAUCAAAGUGGUGGACUAGAGGGAGCACUUUCACACUGAGAGCUCCUCGUUCUUCUGGGGAAGACCUUACCGGGUUGGGAGUCUUUCGUUUUGAACGCUUCCGUCUUGUUAGAACAUCAUGGAUUCAUCAUGUUCAUAUCUUCAAAAUUAUAAGAGACUUUCUAAGCUAUGCCAUCUUUUGUAACUAUAUGUAGAAAUUAUUUAAUGUUACUUUUAUUUAAACAAUUAAGUAGAACUUUUUAAUUAAAAUUUUCCAUUUUUUAAUAUAUUCAUCCUGUCACUGAUUAUAUCACCAAAGUGUAUAAAUCUGGUUUUCUGUACAUUAUUUAUAAAAAACUAAGAAAGUUUGAAUGAGAGCUUUACUGAU
Messenger RNA from Jaculus jaculus (lesser Egyptian jerboa), 2328 nucleotides. It is a transcript of the gene Poc5, whose product is annotated as POC5 centriolar protein. Gene Ontology annotation, cellular component: centrosome. The record is from RefSeq and is a predicted model, not a curated record. The transcript has 13 exons. The coding region runs from base 283 to 1980 and encodes 565 amino acids. Lineage: Eukaryota; Metazoa; Chordata; Mammalia; Rodentia; Dipodidae.